Molecule: messenger RNA, 1046 nt
Organism: Triticum aestivum (bread wheat)
Lineage: Eukaryota; Viridiplantae; Streptophyta; Magnoliopsida; Poales; Poaceae
Exons: 7
Coding region: 91-822 (243 amino acids)
Source: RefSeq, a predicted model, not a curated record
CCACAGACCGCCCACAGCAGGCAGCUAGAUCCGCUACACUAAUCUCGUCGCCGGCCGAAAGCCUCCACUUGUUAGCUCCCACCACGACCGAUGGCGGCGGAGCAGGGGCGCAUGACCGGCACCAACCUCCGGCGUACCUUGUCCGAGCCAACUGGCGAGAUGAAGAAACCCGGGAAGCAGACACCCAUUGCUCCCUUCGUCAUGCCGCGGCAGACUACCAAGGGACGCCACCCCGUGCUCACCUCCGGCCCGGAGGGUGUUGACCACGUGGCUAUUCAGGUUACUGACAGUCCUGAGGUUCACAACAACAACUCCGGGCCACAGGGUUAUGACAAUGAGGCUAUUCCGGCUACUGGCAGCCCUCAGAUUCCAAACAACAACUCCGGGCCACAGGGUUAUGACAAUGAGGCUAUUCCGGCUACUGGCAGCCCUCAGGUUCCCAACAACAACUCCGGGCCACAGGGUUAUGACAAUGAGGCUAUUCCGGCUACUGGCAGCCCUCAGGUUCCCAACAACAACUCCGGGCCACAGGAUGGCAACUACUACAACGAUUGUAAGCUGGCCGCUUUGGCUGGUCUUGCUGACUGCGCGACAGGCAUCGCAGCUCUCGUGUACAAUCGUCCGAGCAGCGACGGGCCUGUGUACCUCGUGGGUGUAGGAAUCGUCCUCGUCGCCGGCGUGGCAGAGAUGCUGGCCGCACUCUGGGUCGCAUAUGACGUCCGCAACCGUGGCGCCGCUGGGAGGAAGAUCAUGUACGUGUCCGUGUUUAUGCUUGUGCUCGGCAUCGUGGUUGGCAUCUUUGCCUACAGGCUCAAGAAGUGAGGAAGAACCAAUCGACGCCUGCAUGAUCAUCUGUGGCAAGAAUAAUAAGUAUUGUACACUUGCAUCUCUAUCACCUGAUACUGUGCUUGCCUGGAGUGAGGUCAUGUUUCUGUAUUUCUGUCAAACCAUGCCACGUUUACUUUAUCGGUACGUGUGCACUUUGUACUCAUUGCGGCUGUAUUACCUCAGUACGACAUUUGAGUCAAUAAUAUCCCUUUCGUCGA